Molecule: messenger RNA, 1002 nt
Organism: Mesorhabditis spiculigera
Lineage: Eukaryota; Metazoa; Nematoda; Chromadorea; Rhabditida; Rhabditidae
Source: the annotation of a GenBank genome assembly
AUGGAGGCCCAGAUCAUACUUUUGGCGGCCGAGGGAAGGCACGACGCUAUCGCCGAAGUAGCUGAUCAAGCAGCGGCACAGCUUCAUGACUGUAUUGAGAAAGAAGCACAAAUCUUUCGAAAGGCUACUGCACUACCAGAAGGCUUACGUCGCUUCACACCUUUUUGGGUUUGGGUCAGAUGUCUGGCGCAUGGUGCGGUCGCGUUGGAAAAGUUGAAAAAAUUUGAAGGCGCUACGGUUACCUAUCAAAACUUGCUCCGAAAUAAAGAUCUUGUCCAUUUUUGCGUGCACGAGCGGGGGAUUUGGUGGGAUCGGCUGGCGCUGAAUCUGCAUUCGCAUUUGAACCUGAAGGAUGACGCGGCUGAGGCAUGCCAACAAGGCAUAGAUGAUGAACUCGUCCUCGAUAAGGAACGAUUGAUGCUUCAAGAUCGUCUGUCAAAAUUGACCAAGGGACUCCAUUGCGAGGGUACGAUCUGGCAUCUCAUGCUCGGCCUUCUCUUCUACGAUAUUAUCUAUUCGCACGAAUAUAAAGAUGUUUGGCUCUCUGAACUGCAGGCUGCUCCAAUUGAUCUCAACUAUCGCGAUUUGUAUGAACGACGAAAAUCAUCUUUUGAUGACCGUUUGUGCUGGCUUAAAAAAGCUACGGCCGAAGAAUACACGAGUUUCGCGCUGGAACGCCUCACGGAGUUUGCGCAGUCUGCCGACGAUUUUGCCGGCAGUGAUCCGGCGAUCUACAGCCCGGAAGUUCUCAUGGACUUCUGCCAAGUGCUCACCGGCCAGCUCCUCUCGGCCAUAUGCGGCCGUGUUCUAAAGGACAGGCGUAACACGAGAAGCGGUUUCCCGGAUCUAACUGUUUGGGAUGCGGCUACAGGACGAUUGGCGGUGGUGGAAGUGAAGGGCCCAGGAGAUCGACUAUCAACGAAGCAACGUCUUUGGCUCGACUUCUUUACAAAUAAUGGCGUUCGUGCUGAAGUCUGCUAUGUCUCAGCGAUAAGAGAAAAA